Cloeon dipterum is the source of this 5832-nucleotide messenger RNA. It is a transcript of the gene chb, whose product is annotated as chromosome bows. The transcript has 28 exons. The record is from RefSeq and is a predicted model, not a curated record. Gene Ontology annotation, cellular component: microtubule organizing center; kinetochore; spindle microtubule. Lineage: Eukaryota; Metazoa; Arthropoda; Insecta; Ephemeroptera; Baetidae. Gene Ontology annotation, biological process: establishment of mitotic spindle localization; mitotic spindle assembly. Gene Ontology annotation, molecular function: microtubule binding. Bases 209 to 4837 code for a protein of 1542 amino acids.
UCUGGCUGGCUAGUUGGUGCGUGACGUCACAUAGAAAAGGAAAACAUGGCUGAAGGGAGUAAUGCAGAUGUGACUGCUUAGCCCUUCGCGUAGUUUUUGAAGCACUCAGUCGUCUCGUUUUUGAAAUGAUAUUCGACUUUAAGCUGGUGUCGAUUACCCAUUAUAAGUAGUGAACAACCUAGUGAUCGAGUAACGACCGGAGGGCACCAUGGACGAUUUUUUGCCUCUCCUCAACACCACGGACACCCGAGCCAAACUUCAGCUGGGCCAAGACAUUAUCAGCUAUUUGCAAGAUGAGGCCAAUCCGCUCGAAUGCGUGGACAUCGGCCACUUCAUUGACGGCCUUGUUCCCUGGAUGGGCAGUAGUCAGUCCAAGGUUGCGCAAAACGGACUGGAGGCUUUUGCCCUGAUCGUUGACAGAAUGGGAGUCGACUUUAAGCCAUAUGUGACAAUUGUGCUACCACCUAUAAUAGACAGAUUGGGUGAUAGCAAAGAUCUAGUUAGAGAAAAAGCCCAGGUGCUGCUGAACAAAAUGAUGGACAGUGUGUGCACACCGCAGCAGUUGUUUGACCGUCUGGCUCCUGCAUUUAACCACAAGAAUGGCAAAAUCAGAGAGGAGCUUAUGGAGUGUCUGCAGCGCACUCUGAGAGAGCAUGGCUCCAACUCGCUGAGUGUGUCAAAGCUGGUGCCUGCUGUUGCCAAAUUGCUGAGUGACCCUGUCGCCUCAGUGCGGGAUACGGCGUUUGUCACUAUGGUCGAAAUUUACCGGCACGUAGGAGAGCGACUGAGACAGGAUCUCGUUAAAAAGCAGCUCAUCCCAGCAACUAAAUUGCCUGCGCUGCUCAAUCAGUUUGACGAGUUGAAGAAUAACGGAGAACUUAUGCCAUCUGCAUUGGUUGAAGGUGGGUCCAGAUACGACGAUGAGCCAGACCGAGUUGGGAUCGGUACUAAGAGUCGAUCGGGAAGUCUCCCGAGACGAACUUUCGCCACCCCGGGCAAGCCAGGACCAACGGGGCCUAGCUCAGUUGCGGGACUACCCCCUCCAUCAGCUACAGUCAGAAGGAAUACAUCACUUAGGAGAGCUGCCUCGAGUGCAGGUGGUCAAGCUGGUGCCUUGGACGAAGAUGCGUUCAUCCGACAGUUCGAUGAAGUGCCCACUGCGCAACUGUUUUCGGCCAAAGAUUUGGACGAGCAGAUGUCACAGCUUCGAGCCACCAUAGAAGAUGUUAAUAAGGACUGGUCCAAAAGAGUAGAUGCUCUGAAACGUGUUCGGUCGCUAAUACUGGCCGGUGCAGCCGAUUAUGAUGAUUUGAAAGAACAUCUUAGACUCCUUGAACCGGCAUUUAUGGCGUCUGUUAAAGAUUUAAGGUCCCAGGUUGUGAGAGAGGCUUGCAUCACAAUAGCCUUCCUUUCACAAAAUCUGCCAAACAAGCUGGACCAUUUUGCCGAGAUGCUGUUGCCGAGUCUAGUGAAUUUGAUACCAAACUCAACCAAGGUGAUGGCCUCCUCUGGUUUUGUGGCGGUCAGGUUUAUCAUCAGCCACACGCAUGUUCCACGACUCAUCCCUAUUUUGACCAAUUGCUUGAGCACUUCAAAAGCCAAGGAAAUCAGGAGGGCUUGCUGUGAAUUCUUGCAACAAAUGAUGAACACGUGGCCAACACACACUUUAGAGAGGCACAUCAACAUCCUGCAAGAGUCGAUCAAGAAAGGAAUAGCAGAUGCUGAUUCUGAAGCUCGAUUGUCAUCUAGAAGGGCCUUCUGGGGAUUUCAGUCCCACUUCCCUGAGCAGGCCGACAGUCUACUCAACUCUCUUGAUGGUGCAUACAAGCGGCAGCUACAGAUGGAAGGUCCGUCGAUGUCUGCGUCUAGCUCGAGCAGCUCGCUGCACCAAGACAGGGGCCGCGGCGCCAUCCCCAGGUCCCGGGCCUCCAGCGUCACAGGUAGUGCAGAGAACCUCUACCGAAACACGUCCCACUCAGGGAUGGUUCUGCCGCGUCGGUCAGGCAUUCCGGUUCUUUCAAAGUGUGACUCAGACCGUCAAAAUCCCAUGGCCUCUCCCCGUCAUAGACCCAUUACGUCGGGAACUUCGACUCCAGUUCAGCUACGUUCCAAUUCAGCUAUUGAUCUUCAGGCAGCCCAGCGAGCUAGGGCCCGAGCCCAGUAUGCCGCAGCUGCUCGUCUUAAAGUUGGUUCCGGUGCUUCACUGCGAGAUGAGUUCGCAGCACGCCAGCGCAAAACAUCAGAUUCUGGUAUGAAUGCGAACACGAUUACGUCACCAGAGAGAAUGGGUCGAACGAGGACCAGAGUAGCUGGUGUUUCGCAAUCUCAACCUAGCAGUAGGUCUGGCUCACCUUCAUCUAGACUAAGUUACGCCACAUACCGUGAAGGAAACGCAAUUUUGGACUCAGGCCCGAUGUCCAUGGGCUCAAUUAGCCGUCCUAGAAGACUGGGAAGUGGCAUUCCAAGAAGCCAGGGAGCCAGCAGAGAGGGCAGUCGGGACCCAAGUCCCAAUCGCUACGGAGGCAUCUCGUAUGGCUCAAUGUUGAGGUACAAAACUGUUCCACAGAAGAGAACUAUUAUUUUAAAUGCGAUAUUUUCAUACAGAGCAAGGACUGGUUUAAAUUAUGGAACUCCUCAAUCUGGACAGAGAACUGUCAUGGCGCAGAAAAUUUUGCAACAGAGCAGGGAGGCUGAGAAUGCUCUCGCAGAUGCAUUGAAUUUUGAGGAGGAUUUCCAGAAAACACCAACCAGGAAAACCAGCAGGCUGUUUGAUGAUCAUUCCGAUGAGAGUGAGACCUCCAGUAUUUGCUCUGAAAGAUCAUACGACUCAUUUAGGAGACCAUCUGAUUACUGGACCAACUCUCAACAAAGACAUUUCCAGAACAGUCUUUGGGAACAACCAAAGGGUAUUGGUGACUUCAUUAUUAGCUGUGCAAGUACUCACUGGCAGGACAGGAAGGAGGGUUUAGUUGGAUUGCAACGAUAUUUGCAAUCUGGGCACAAACUGACAUUUCAAGAACUUAGACAAGUCACAAAUAUCUUCACUAAAAUUUUCAUGGAUUCGCAUACCAAGGUGUUUAGUUUGUUCCUGGAUGCUGUCAAUGAUCUGAUCACAAGUCACAACAAUGAUCUGCAUGAUUGGCUUUACAUAUUGAUGACUCGCCUUUUCAACAAACUUGGAACGGAUCUGCUUAACUCUACCCAAAAGAAAAUCCACGUCGUAUUGGAGAAUAUCAGAACCAAUUUCCCCGCGGAACUUCAGUUUGGUGCUAUAGUGCGGUUCUUUGUGGAUGCUACCCAAACUCCCAAUAUGAAAGUCAAGUUAACUGCAUUAUGCUAUUUGGCUCAAUUGGCCAAUGCGAUGGACCCAACUGCAAUCAACGGUGGCGGAAGGGAUACAAAACCGGCUCUCACAAAAAUAAUAACAUGGACAAACGACCCUAAAAGUGCUGAAAUUCGGAGAGCAGCCGGCGCUGCUCUGAAUGCCCUGUUCAACCUCAACGUCCCAGCAGUAACGAUCAUGCUCUCAGAAAUGCCAUCUGAGUACCAGGAUAUCGCGCAGAAAGUUGUCGCUCAGCACUCUCGAUAUGGUGGAGCGGACAGCUCUUUGCCCUCAUCGCCGCGAGUUGGAUCGCCUGGCACGCCGACUCAACGCUCUCUGCAUAAACAACUGGACGACGAGGAUGACAGCUUGAACGCAGAGGACAUCCACCGCUCCCUCCAACGCACGACGGCCGAAAUCCAGAACUACAGCUUUGACGGUAGCAAAUUGCUAGACAGAGAUCGUGAUACCACUUCUCAAGAUUCAGGCAUUAGCCAAAUGUCAGCAGGUGGACACGGCGACAAGUUGGAGGAGAAGUUUGAGGAAAUGUCAAUCGCGACCAAGAAACUACACAGCAAUGGGUGUAUGCAGUCGCCUGCCAGCAGGAACUCGCCAACGUUACCAAGACUAACUUCAACGCCGUUGAGGGAGUUCAAUGGCUUGGACAAAACGCCAAGUAGAGACGGCUCUUUUGACGCCACAGACAAUGGGUUGUUGAAUAGAGAAAAUCACCAUCCUGAAAACCCUGAAGCGUUUCAAAAGUUGAUGGAAAUAUUGGGCGUGGAGAAGGAAGUCGUAGGCAGCGGAGGUGAAAAGAUUUCCUCUCUGCAGCAGUUGGCGAGAGUAGUUAAGGAAGGCAAUGCUGCUACUAUUGUUGAAAAUUUCAAGUUGCUGCUAAGGGUUUUGUUGGAACAGCUGGGCAGUUCUGACUCAAAUUUAAGAGUUCAGGUUUUGCAAGUGUUGACGGAGAUGUUCCGCAAGUCCAGUCUUGCUACUAGUUUUACCAAUUACGUUGAGCUGUUGGUUCUGCGCAUUCUACAGUGUCACAAGGAUCCCGUGAAAGAUGUCGUAAGAGGCGCAGAGCUAUGUGCAGCUGCCAUGGUGUCAGUUUUACCGAGCGACCUGGUGAUUCGGGUGCUGAGCCCCUUGAUCACCACGGCUGAGUUCCCGCUCAACCAGGCGGCCAUCAAAAUGCUGAACCGACUGGUUGAACACCAAACAGGCGCCGAGGUGCAAGCACACUUGGGCGACCUGAUGCCACUCCUGCUGAAGGCUUACGACAACGAGGAGAGCUCUGUGCGCAAGUCGGCAGUCUUUUGUCUGGUGGCGCUACACAACUGCAUCGGUGAGGAGCCACUCCAACCACACUUGGUCAGUCUGACGGGCAGCAAACUCAAGCUGCUCAACUUGUACAUCAAGCGCGCCAAGCAGGAAACAAUGAACAACCAGCCACCGUCUAGCACAACACCCUCAACUUCGUCACCAGCAUCACCCAAGAACAUGCCUGCGCUAUAGAUUUGAUAGAUACGAGAUGAGGAAGUCCCGAGUGAGCUCGCACGCCUACCGAUGCUUUGUUUUUGGUUGGGCAGCGUUUUGCAUCUAGCCUCUUUUGAAUAUCCCCUGUCAAUGUUGAAAAAAAUAACUUUAUAAAAGACAUUCUGCUCUAAAAUAACUUGGAUUUUCAAAAGCUCUUGAGUGGUCCGCUUGUUAACAAUGGGAUGUAACUGCAAUUAAUGAAACUAGCUUUUCAAAAUCACAUUUUGAUUGAUACAACUCAAUUGACUGGGCUAAGACUUAGAACCACUUUUUGCAUUUUGGUUGGGAUCAGUCUUGUGAUUUUACUUUCCAAUUAGGAUUGCGUGUCUUACGUACCAAACUUUCGACUGGACAUCCACCUCACCGCCUAACACUAGUCCUCUUUAUAUCAAGAUUGGUUCUGACAUUUCCAGCAGCCUCCCCCAUACUUAAUUGAUUUAUUGUUAAUUCUUGUAAAUAUCUGUAAUCUACUGUUAGCUCUUAAUUAACUUAGAUUGUAAUUCAGUUCCUUAACCCCCUGAUUUGAAGCCAAUAUAUGUCACCACCUCGACUCUUGAGAAAAGCAUUGUAUUAACCAAGGUUGUGUCUCCCGAGAUGGAAAAUCCGCAAUCACCUGAUUUCUCUCCCAAAUAUGAUGUGUACGUAGUUUAUUUUUUUAUUCUUGCUAAUUCAUGGUGGCCAAAUGCCUACGAUAUCGCGAGCACAAAGGCUGAAAAGCUCAAAAUGGUGUUGCUAUAGAUGAUAUCUUUUUUUGAAUCUUCAAUUUACGUGUAGAUGGACAGACAUCUCUUUGCUGAAGCUACGACCACUAAAAAUAUCUUUUCGCCGCCAGUGGAUAAAUAGGUCAAAUUAGUUGUUUUUAUCGCAGCCGCAAAUUUAGUUGCUCUUGUAUUGCUAAAUUAAUUAGGAAAUUGAGUGUGGUGUUAUCAUAUUGCGAAUAAAAAAUGUUUUUAUUAAAACAAAAUCAUCUUCAA